Messenger RNA from Neopsephotus bourkii (Bourke's parrot), 3325 nucleotides. It is a transcript of the gene CBFA2T3, whose product is annotated as CBFA2/RUNX1 partner transcriptional co-repressor 3. Gene Ontology annotation, cellular component: nucleus. The coding region runs from base 845 to 2851 and encodes 668 amino acids. Gene Ontology annotation, biological process: DNA-templated transcription; negative regulation of DNA-templated transcription. The record is from RefSeq and is a predicted model, not a curated record. Lineage: Eukaryota; Metazoa; Chordata; Aves; Psittaciformes; Psittacidae. The transcript is spliced from 12 exons. Gene Ontology annotation, molecular function: transcription corepressor activity.
GAUGGAGCCACGUUUCGUGGCGAGGAGGAGCUGAUCCACUCGGGAGAGUCUGUGGGAGGAAACCCGGGGCUGGUUUGUGAAGUUACAGCUACGGCAGAGUAAUUCUGUGCUUACGUGCGAGGACACGGGUCUGUGCUGGGGACACUCGCGGUGUCCUCUUGUGUGACAGGGGACAGCUUGUUGGACGCGGAUUUGGGAAGGAAGGGAUCCAGCUCUCUGCUUCCGAUCCUCGCAGCCAUUAAUCACCGUCCGGCUCUUGCUUUUCCCAUCAGAAUUGCAUUAAGCAGCGCUGGCUGGCACUGCGCCGCUCGCUCCAGCCUGGCUUUGCCGAGGGAAUGCUGUCUGUGUAGGGAUGGAGCAAGGCUGGCACCGGGCUCCUCCGUGAUGCUGGGCCGGGGCACAGCCAGCGAUCCCCAUCACUCCCCUUGCCACUGGAUGGUGCCUUCGGAUCCUGCAGAGCGCUCCUCUGGUUGAACGCACCUUUUGUUGGAUUUUUUUUUUCCCCUUUUUUCCCCUAUUAGCCAAGGAAAACUUCGCAACUUCCCCUCGCUCUCGGAGAGGAGCCACCGCUGCUGGGUUUCAUUUUGGGUUGUUUUAAUUUGAGGUCACGUGCACGUUGACAGUGUCUUUUGAGUCUAGAGAUGGUCUCGUCUCUAGCUUAAAAGGAGCUUUUGAGCUCUUCCCUCUGUUGUUUUCUCUCUGUUCAGGAACAAAGACAUUUUGGUGCCUUUAAUUAAAAGGAAUAUUAAUUCUCCGCUCCUUUGUCGAGCGACUUGAAGACUCUCUGCAAGCAUCCGUCUGCUCGGCACCGCAGAGGGAUAACGCGGAGACGCGGGCCGCCACCAUGCCCGACUCACCGGCUGAUGUGAAGACGCAGUCCAGGUCCACGCCGCCCAGCAUGCCUCCGCCGCCGCCAGCUGUCACGCAGGGAGCCACGCGGCACCCGUCCUUCACACCAAACACCAAUCGAGACGCUGGCCCUCCGACGUUUCUGCCUCGCGGCCGUUUUCAUGGUUGCUUGAAAUGGUCGAUGGUCUGUCUUUUGAUGAACGGGAGCAGCCACUCACCAACUGCCAUGAACGGGGCCCCGUCCACCCCAAAUGGGUUCAGCAACGGGCCGGCCACCUCCUCCACCGCCUCCCUGUCCACGCACCAGCUCCCUCCAGCCUGCGGUGCCCGGCAGCUCUCCAAGCUCAAGCGUUUCCUCACCACGCUGCAGCAGUUCGGCAACGACAUCUCCCCCGAGAUCGGGGAGCGGGUGCGCACCCUCGUCCUGGGGCUCGUGAAUUCCACACUCACCAUCGAGGAGUUUCAUGCCAAGCUCCAGGAGGCCACCAACUUCCCGCUGAGACCCUUCGUCAUCCCCUUCCUCAAGGCCAACCUGCCACUACUGCAGCGGGAGCUGCUGCACUGCGCCCGCAUGGCCAAGCAGACCCCGGCCCAGUACCUGGCGCAGCACGAGCAGCUGCUGCUGGAUGCCAAUGCCUCCUCUCCCAUUGACUCCUCCGAGCUGCUCCUGGAGGUGGGCGAGAGCGGCAAGAGGAGGACUCCAGACAGGACCAAAGAGAACGGUUUGGACCGAGACCCUCUGCACCCCGAGCACCUCAGCAAGCGGCCGUGCACCAUGAGCCCGGCGCAGCGCUACAGCCCCAGCAACGGGCUGAGCCACCCUCCCAAUGGAAUGGGGCACCCCCCGGCCGCUCCCCCGCUGCCCCAGCACUACCGCCUGGAGGACAUGGCCAUGGCGCAUCACUACCGUGAUGUCUACCGGCACCCUGACCCCCGUGAGCGCCAGCGGCCCGCCGCAGUGCAUGGAGCGCGGCAGGAGGAGGUGAUCGACCACCGGCUAACUGACCGGGAAUGGGCAGAGGAGUGGAAACACCUCAACAAUCUGCUGAACUGCAUCAUGGACAUGGUGGAGAAGACGCGCCGGUCGCUGACGGUGCUGCGGCGGUGCCAGGAGGCCGACCGCGAAGAGCUCAACCACUGGAUCCGGCGCUACAGCGAUGCCGAGGACAUGAAGAAGGGCAGCCCCCCUUCCGCCCGGCCCCACAACAGCUCCUCCGCCUCCGAGGCACCCCAGUUAGAUGCUCACCGGGAGUUCACACCUCGGCCCCUCUCUGGGUACAUGCCGGAGGAGAUCUGGAGGAAGGCUGAAGAAGCCGUGAACGAGGUGAAGCGCCAGGCCAUGUCGGAGCUGCAGAAGGCCGUGUCGGAUGCCGAGCGGAAAGCCCACGAGCUGAUCACAACGGAGCGAGCCAAGAUGGAGCGAGCCCUGGCCGAGGCCAAGCGCCAGGCUUCCGAGGAUGCCCUCACCGUCAUCAAUCAGCAGGAGGACUCCAGCGAGGUGGGGGCUGUAAGGGGCGAGCCGGGGGGACAGGGUUGGUGGCAGCAUGGGCAUAUGGGAUGUGGUCCUUCUGCAGUCAGAGCUGCUGGAACUGCGGGCGCAAAGCAAGCGAGACCUGCAGCGGCUGCAACACCGCCCGCUACUGCGGCUCCUUCUGCCAGCACAAGGAUUGGGAGAAGCACCACCACGUCUGCGGGCAGACUCUGCAGGGGCUGCCGGCCCCCGCUGCCCCCAGCGCCGGUGUGGGGCUGCCACCGGGCCCGGGGCAGCCCGAUGGAGUGGCCACCAUCGCCAGCAGCCCCAGUGAGACGGGAUCGGUGUCCGCGUCCCGCGCUGGCACACCGGCCACCCCGGCUCCGGUGGAGAGCGCAUCCCGCUGAGCCCGGCUGGGACCACCGCUGCUGCCACCGCUCUCCAAGAGACACGGACUGCACUCGAUGCAACCUCCUCAGCUACCUGACUCGUGUGACCUCCGAAACGACCUCUCUAGCUCUUCACAAAUAAUCCUCACGGAUCCUCAAACUGGGCUUUAAGUGGAGUUAAGGCAAAUACCGGUCUUCUCUGUUCUCUCUUCAGUCUUUGUUUUGGCUUCUUUUUUUUUGUCUUGGUUGGUUUUCUAUCAGUUGGGGGAUUGUGGUUCGGGUAUUUUUUUGGGGAGGGGGUUGUUUUUUUUGUCCUAGUUUUUGCUUUCUGGAUGAGGGAUGUGGCUGCAGCCUCGCCAUGGAGUGACAUGGGGAGAGGCCAGCUUGGUUCUGGCCCAUACUGGCACUGCCAAGGGGCUCGCUCGCAGAAGGAAAGAAACUUCUUUUCUUCAUCUCUCUCUUAAUUUUUUUCCCUUUUUUUUUUUUUUUUUUGUAAAAAAAAUAAAGAAAUAAAAAAGAAAACAUCGAACUCUUUGGCUUUAAGUAAGAAAUUGUAAAAAAGGAAUUAAAAAAAAAAAAAAAGAAAAAAAAAAAGAGAAAAAUCCAAAAACCAGAC